UUAACGUCACUUCCUUGGGUUUUUCUUUUCCCGUUUGGAGCUCUGGCGGGAGCACGUGCAGCCCGCGAGUAAUUUUUUUAAUUGUUGCAUCCGCCCUCUCUUGGUCGGGUUGCUAUGAGUUUGCCUCUUAAUCCAAAGCCCUUCCUGAAUGGGCUGACUGGGAAACCAGUGAUGGUGAAGCUGAAGUGGGGAAUGGAAUACAAGGGCUACCUUGUCUCUGUGGAUGGAUAUAUGAACAUGCAGCUUGCAAAUACAGAAGAAUAUAUUGAUGGCGCACUGUCUGGACACCUUGGUGAAGUACUAAUAAGGUGCAAUAAUGUCCUUUAUAUAAGAGGUGUGGAAGAAGAAGAAGAAGAUGGAGAAAUGAGGGAAUAACUUUUGAAAAACUUUUUUUAUUUUUAAAAAUUGAAAUCUUUUGUUGUUAUUUGUAGGGCUUUUUGGUUCUAGUGUCCAAAAAUAAAUACUGUUGUUGAAGGAAUUUAUCUGUAUGAAAAAAAUAAAGAUGCUUCUUCUAAUAGUU
Molecule: messenger RNA, 520 nt
Organism: Pogona vitticeps (central bearded dragon)
Lineage: Eukaryota; Metazoa; Chordata; Lepidosauria; Squamata; Agamidae
Gene: SNRPF
Product: small nuclear ribonucleoprotein polypeptide F
Biological process (GO): mRNA splicing, via spliceosome; spliceosomal snRNP assembly
Cellular component (GO): catalytic step 2 spliceosome; pICln-Sm protein complex; U1 snRNP
Molecular function (GO): RNA binding
Source: RefSeq, a predicted model, not a curated record